AUGAGUCUGCAGCCCAGGCGAGAAUAUCACAUUGUUGUGCUUGGUGCUGGUAAAAGCUGUCUCACGGCCCAGUUCGUGCAAAAUGUCUGGAUCGAAAGCUAUGACCCGACCAUCGAGGACUCGUAUCGGAAGCAGGUCAAUGUCGACGGCCGACAGAUCAUGUUGGAAAUCCUCGACACGGCCGGCACCGAACAAUUCACAGCAAUGCGCGAGCUUUACAUGAAACAAGGCCAGGGCUUUCUCCUCGUCUUCUCCAUUUGCAACAUGAACUCGUUCUACGAACUAGCCGAACUGCGCGAGCAAAUCGUCCGGAUCAAAGACGACGAGGACAUCCCUCUCGUCGUGGUGGGGAACAAGUCUGACAUGGAAGACGACCGCGUCGUGCCCCGGGCACGAGCAUUUCAACUCGCUCAGUCAUGGGGUCAGAAGCCGUACUACGAGACGAGCGCGAGGCGGAGGACCAAUGUCGACGAGGUGUUUCUGAACCUCUGCGCGCAGAUCAUUCAGAAAGAAGGGGCGCGCAAUCUCAUGGCCGAGCAGCAGGCGGCUGCGAGGAGGAGGGAAAGGCCCAACCGGCAUGAUCGCAGGGGCCGGAGGCAGCGGAAUCGGGACAAGUGCGUUAUCCUGUGA
Messenger RNA from Cladophialophora psammophila CBS 110553, 630 nucleotides. RefSeq names its product Ras-like protein Rap-1A. Gene Ontology annotation, molecular function: GDP binding; GTP binding; GTPase activity. The transcript is spliced from 4 exons. Gene Ontology annotation, biological process: signal transduction. The record is from RefSeq and is a predicted model, not a curated record. NCBI's taxonomy places the organism in Eukaryota, Fungi, Ascomycota, Eurotiomycetes, Chaetothyriales, Herpotrichiellaceae. Gene Ontology annotation, cellular component: plasma membrane. The coding region runs from base 1 to 630 and encodes 209 amino acids.